UUUACGGGGACCAUUGGAUACCGACGACGUCAUGUGACAGCUCCAACACGACUCCUGUACGUGGACACUAUUGACACAAUUGCUCAACUACUCCAACAACUAUUAUGUCCUUCAGCCCUCCCCACCUGGACCUAGAGAGAACCUUAGCAUCUGUUCUAUCGUUGUUUUAUCAAGAGUAUUUUGAUCUCCUCACCUGAGUGUGUGUUGCUACGGACUUUGAUGUGUGAGCCUCCAAGCCGGUGCUGGAGCCAUGGGCAGCAAGAGAGAAUUGCUUGCCACAGUUGAGAAGCAGAAGGAGCAGAUUGUCAAGUAUGAAGGGAAAUUGAAAGAUGUUGUGAGAGCUUACAAAGGGUUGUUGAAAGAAAAGGAAGCCCUUGAAACAAGCUUGUCAGCCUUAGCAGGAACCCACACUGCAAAGUCUAAUGAUGCAGGUAAUGCAGAGAAGCCAAAAAGUUCAGGAAAGGAGACAGAGCCACAACCACAGGAAGGCGAGGAUGCCGGUACUGCUCAGGAUCACCCCAAAGAGAACUUACAGGACAGUGCAGAGCAGGGAAGCUCAUCUGAAGUUACUGAAGAUUUAAGAAAGAAACUUUCAGCAUUAACAGCUGGUCUAAAUACACUCACAUCAGAGAAGAAGCGAAUUGAACAGUCUUUUCAAAAUGACAAAAAGAGACUUCUGGCUGAAAAGGAAAAGCUGGAAAAGAACUUGCAAGAAGCUCUGGAUGCCAAAUUUGCAAGUGAAGUAAACGUAGAAGAAAAGAUCCAGGAUUUACGUAGUAGAUUGAUUAUUGCCCAACAUGAACGUGACCAAGAUGCACAAAAUGCUGCCGUCAUGCUUAGGGAAUUAGAGAGCAAGUUGGCAGUGGAGCGGAAUGCCGGUGAGCGUUUAGAAGCAUCACUAGAUGAAGCAAAACAUCAGCUACAUCGCCCUUCACUGCCAAUCAACCAUCGUCCACAAGAGCUUUAUGAAAAGAAAAUAAGUGAUCUACAGAAUGAAUUAGAGCAGGUUCGUUCUCGCCUGAAGAAAGCUGAACAGCUGUCUGAGGAGCCUCCAUUGUUACGCAAGAUUCAGGGGCAGAUGGAGGAGAUGCGAACACAACAUAAUCAGGCCCUUCAGCAGGAACUCAGCCGUGCUUCUGCAGUGGAAGAGUCUGCAAGGGAUUUAGCUCAGUCACAUGAGGAGCGAGUGGUAGCCUUAGAGGCUAGACUGGCUGACCUUUCUCUUACAGUUGCUUCCUAUGACCGUACACGACAAGAAGAUCUUCAUGCCAUACAUAAACUGAAGGAGAAAGUAUCAGAACUGGCACAGGAGAACAGUUUUCUUGCCUCACGUCUAGAACAAGAUAUAGACAACAGUGAGACAGACGUGAAUGCCCUCUGUCGCCGCCUCACCAAACUUAAGGAGCAGCUGAUCACUGCAAAUCUUCACACUUCUCAUCCUGUUGAUGUUGAAAGUCUUCUCUGUGGGGGUGACAACAUCCAUGUUUGGUGUCAGCAAGAAUAUGAUCAUCUGAAGGAGGAAUUUGAAUACUAUAAGAUUUCUUCCAAGGAGCAGUCAAGAGUUGUUGGUGAAUCAGCCUGCAAAGGAGAGUGUGGGAAACAGCUGGAAGACUUGCGACAAAAAAUACGUAGUCUCACCUCAGCAGCACAACUGGCUUCUGAUUCCCAUUCACAACAGGUGGCAUCCCUUAGACAGGAGCUGUCAGCUUUGAGAGCAUUACAUGAGAAUCAGUUACGCCGUGUAGAGAGUGAGGGCCGUGCAACAUUGGCAGCUGUUGAGCAACAGCUGUCUUUGCAACAACAGCGGUCACUGGCCACACUAAGUGAACGUGAUUUAGAAAUUCAACGCUUAACCGAGCAGCUGCAUGAGCGAGAUAAAACACCACCACAGAGUAAUAUCGGGAGCUUAGAAGCCACAGCAGCACUGUUAUCCCAGGUCAGUGGUGGAAAUGAGGGUCCUCUCUUGCACCACCUGGAGGAAUUAGCACGCAAAGACCAAGAGAUUUCUCACUUUAGAAGAGAAAAGCGACAGUUGGAGACGACUAUGAGGGAGGUACAGAUGGCUGCACUAGUCAGACAACAAGCUCAGCAAGAUACUAUUGAAGCAUUGGAAGAGGAGGCUGAGAGGCAUCGCAGAAAUGUCUCUCGAGAGAGCGAGAACUUUGAGUACUUGAAGAAUGUCGUUCUGCAGUAUAUGAUUAGUUCUGAUGCAGAAUCCCGCCAGCUGAUGUUAAAUGCAAUAUCUGUGAUCCUUAAAUUCACAGAUAAGGAGGUAGAGAGUGUUAAGAGAUACAAUGCCCUUUGGUGGUGGCAGCCAGCACCCAGGAGUGGUGGACCAAGGAAAACUUAACCACUAAUGUUGUGCCUUGAUACAGUAGGUUAUAAUGUACAGGUCUAUUUUAUCAAUGAAUUCCAUUUGUAUUAAGCAGUGCAAUUCUAUCUAGGACUUCCACAUAGAUUGUGACUAAUAAUCAUGGCAGUAAAUUAUAAUUUACUGCCAUGAUAAAAACCACAUUGCCAAAUUCUAAACCUUUUGAAAGUUAGAAGGAAUAUAUAAUUGUCACAACAGUUUAUUUUUGGAUAUGUAUAACAAAAUGUUAUUUUGCUAUUUAUUUUGUAUUAGCUAUGAGAGAUAUUCAGAAAGUUUUAGAUAUUUUUUGCUUUAGCGCUUCUCUCAAAUUUCGUGUAAUAAUUUCCUUAUUAAAAAUUAUGACUCUUUGAUCAUUAGAAAUACUAUAUAAUAUAAAUCUCACCCAAUCUGCAAGACUAUGUCUCUACAGGCUUUGAAGAUUGUAAAUAUUUUAGAUCAUCAAUUUGAUGGAUUGUAAAUUUAUUGAGUUUAUAUUGAAAUUAAGUUAAAUAGUGUAAGGUGAAAAUAGGGUUUAGUUCCAGAGUCCCAAAAUAGUCCCCUAAAAUUCACCCCUCCCCCCAAAAAAUAUCCAAAUACUUGUUGCAUUCUCCGGUUAACUAAAUCUUCUUAAAGAAGAAAAUUGUAGUCUGGAACAUACUGUACAUGUAAUAUAAUAUUAAUGAUAA
Messenger RNA from Homarus americanus (American lobster), 3036 nucleotides. RefSeq names its product GRIP and coiled-coil domain-containing protein 1-like. The coding region runs from base 251 to 2350 and encodes 699 amino acids. The transcript has 14 exons. Gene Ontology annotation, cellular component: Golgi apparatus. The record is from RefSeq and is a predicted model, not a curated record. Lineage: Eukaryota; Metazoa; Arthropoda; Malacostraca; Decapoda; Nephropidae.